Molecule: messenger RNA, 391 nt
Organism: Dermatophagoides pteronyssinus (European house dust mite)
Lineage: Eukaryota; Metazoa; Arthropoda; Arachnida; Sarcoptiformes; Pyroglyphidae
Gene: Nedd8
Product: Nedd8 ubiquitin like modifier
Molecular function (GO): protein binding
Source: RefSeq, a predicted model, not a curated record
UUUCGAAUUUUUUCUCGUUUAAAUUAUAUUUAUAUUGAUAAAAAUGCUUAUCAAAGUUAAGACUUUGACCGGUAAAGAGAUCGAAAUCGAUAUCGAACCGACGGAUAAAGUUGAACGAAUUAAAGAACGUGUUGAAGAAAAAGAGGGAAUACCGCCGGCUCAACAGCGGCUUAUUUUCAGUGGAAAACAAAUGAAUGAUGAUCGAACUGCAAGUGAUUAUAAAGUAACCGGUGGUUCUGUAUUGCAUUUAGUUCUUGCACUUCGUGGUGGCUGUCAAUUUUUUGCAUCAUGAUAAUUCAAUGUUAGAAAAAUCAUCAAUCAUCUUGCUAUAAUAAGAAAAGGUUCUCAUUAAACAAUGUCACACAAAUGUGUUGUUAUUGUCAUCUUUUAA